Messenger RNA from Rhipicephalus sanguineus (brown dog tick), 816 nucleotides. RefSeq names its product ubiquitin-conjugating enzyme E2 Z. Gene Ontology annotation, cellular component: nucleus. Lineage: Eukaryota; Metazoa; Arthropoda; Arachnida; Ixodida; Ixodidae. Gene Ontology annotation, molecular function: cysteine-type endopeptidase inhibitor activity; ubiquitin conjugating enzyme activity. Gene Ontology annotation, biological process: negative regulation of apoptotic process. The record is from RefSeq and is a predicted model, not a curated record. The transcript is spliced from 2 exons. The coding region runs from base 1 to 816 and encodes 271 amino acids.
AUGGCGAACACCACGGCAGGCUCCAGCGAGACCCCGAGCAUCCCCUUUAUGGGCAAUUGGGACCCGAUGGUCUGCUUAGACGAGCAGCCGACGCCAUCUUGUCUUCUGAGGGUGACGCGGGAGAUCGCGGACAUCGAGGCCAGCCUGUUGCCGGGGAUCUUCGUCUCGCCCGAAGCGAGUGACGUCACCAGGAUCCACGCCAUAGUGGUGGGACCCGAGGGAACGCCGUACGAAGGCGGGUUCUUCCACUUCUUCAUCAAGUGCCCCGCGAAGUACCCGUUCGUUCCACCCCGUGUGCGCCUGAUGAACACGGACGCCGGUAGAGUGGGUUUCAACCCGCGCCUCUACGCUUGCGGAAAGGUGUGUCUCAGCAUUCUCGGCACUUGGCCUGGACCCCCCUGGACACCAGUCCAAAACAUCGGCAGCGUACUGACCUCCGUACAGUCACUCAUGAACGAGCAGCCGUUCCGCAGCGACCCAGGAACGACGGCGCACAUGCCGCUUUCUCCCGCGGAGCUCAAGGACAGAGCACGACACGACACCGUCAGGGUGGCCGUAUGCGACAUCGUGGAGGCGUGCCUACGGGAUCAACCACCCUGCCCGCCGUACCUGGUCGGCGAGAUCAUGAAGACGUUCGCCGAGUCGUACGACAAGUACGAGGAGAGCGUCAAAGCCCUGGCCGAGCUGGACGGUUCCCGGCGGUUGUCCCAGACGCUGGGCCUUACAACGACGCAGUUGUACGAGCCGCUGCUUUCUCGGCUAAGGCAACUAGGCCAGAGGGUCAAGGAAAAGAUACAGACCGAUGGCGCGCGCUGA